AUGUCCGACACAAGUAUUAUGACGGUUAGGGAAAUGAUAGAUACAGCGUUUGGAGAAAAUGAGGACAACAUAUGUAUAGUUCACUUCAAACUUAUUCAGACAAUUCUAUACAUUCUUGCUAGACAGUUAAGACUGCUAGAAAGACGUGUUGGCCUUGUCGCACCAUUGCUUGUACCAUCAGCGUCCAGUUUGUCUAUUAGAGAAGUAAAAUUGAAAGCAAAAGUGCGAAAGAGACGAAAGAUAAUACCUGGAGGUGGCGGUGGUGCAGCUGGUGUUAAACGAUUUGUUGAUAAAAGAGGAAAAUCCCCCGCUAUUAAAUCAAUCGACAAAACUUUGACUGAAUCUUCAACAACUAAAACUAGUACUGAGCAAUCGUCAUCUAGUAAAACUACGACAACAAAAACGACAGAGACUUCUACCAAAACAUCUACCGAUCAAACCAAAACUUCUUCCGAUGGAACAAAAACUUCAUCUGAUCCAACAAAAACUUUAUCUGAUCAAACCAAAACCACCUCCGAUCAAACGAAAUCGUCUUCCGAUCGUACAAAAACUACCUCUGAUCAAACAAAGUCAUCAUCUGAUCGUACAAAAAGUUCUUCCGAUCGCACCAAAACUACAACUGAUACUUCCUCAUCCAAGACUUCGUCUGAUCCAACCAAAACCACAACGACUUCGUCUACAAAAACAAGUUCCGAUCCAACUAAAACUACAACUGACAUGUCAUUAAAAACGACUACUGAGACGUCAUCAAAAUCAAAAAGCAGCACGGAACCAUCUUCUUCCUUAAAGACAUCAACAGAAAAAUCGUCUUCCUCAAGAACUAAAACCUCAUCCAAAUCUACGUCUAGCGGUGACAAAGGAAAGAUCUUGUCACAGGAGUUCUUCAGAGAGCUGCAGACAUAUGAAGAGCAGAGGGAAAGAGAAAUUAGAACAAUACAUCAGAGAGCUGAUUCGCAUGAAGAAGGUAUAACAACGCCAACUCCAAUGGCCUCUGUAGACUCAAUGGUUGAGCGUGUACCAUCGCACGAAGCAAGAUCUUCUAGAGAGCGAAAAAAGGAAUCUAGCCAGAUUUCAGUAGUAACGCAGGAGCAAUUUGAAAAUCUAGCUAAGUCUGUACGCGAAAUACAAAACAAAUUCGGAGCAACGGGAGGAGCCGAUUUUCCAGAUAAUAUUGAAUUAAUGCAAGAAUUAAGACGCGGUGCCUCAUUGACUGAUGCAAUGGCAGCUCUUCAGCUUUCAGCACGCUUAGAAGCUGCAGAAAGGACGUUGCAACAAAUGACAUCUUUGGUUACAGAUCUAGCUGUGCGAAAAGGUGUAAAUUUAGAUGCAUUAGAGCAAAAGACCGACAAACAAGCUCAUAAAGCUGACACAAAACAAAAAGCCACCAAACAGCCUAAAAGUCCAAAAGCGGCCACCUCCGUUCAAGCGUCGAAGGCGUUAUCAACACUAGCGAUAUCAUUACCAGAUAAACUAGAAGAAGUGGAAACAGUAGCAGACCCUACUGUAGAUACAAACUUAGAUAUGGAGUUAAAGCAAUCUAAAAUAAAAAAUUUAAUAAAGCCAGAAGAUCUUGAGAAUGCUUUGAAAGAACUGUAUGAUGGAAUAUUAAAAGCUGUAAAUAAUAUAACUAGUAAAACCACUGCUAACGCUGACAACGCUUUGAAAACAGCUACCAAAUUAGAGGGAAAACUGGAUGCAGCUCUGAAUCUAGGGGAUCGCAUGAACGAUAUAGAAGAUAUUGUGUCUCGUUAUGUAGAAGCAAUCAAUAUAAUGGAUACAAAUUUAUCAUCUCAAAUGACCAACUAUCAAGAGCAAUUAACUCAAAUGCAACAUGAUUUAGAAUCUGGCUUGGAAGCUAUGGCCGAAGCCAUGGCAAAUACUGGUGGUGAUACAGUAGCUGUGGCAGAACUAAACGCCCAUUUCACUGACUUGCAAGUUGAUUUUGACAAUACCAACACAAGGCAAAAAGAGUUAAGGGACUAUCAGGACUCAUUAGCCCUAGACUUACAAGCGCUUUUAAAACAAAUUGAGCUACUUCGCGAGACGAAGUCAGAUCGGGAUGAAGUCGCAGAUGCUCUCCGUGACAAAGCAGGUCUGGGAGCUUUGAAUGGACUUGUCACAUUACAACAGUUCAAUGCAGUACGCGGUGAUUUUGAGAAACGCAUUGGUGCCGCUUAUGAUAAAUUCAAUAACCAAGAGAUUAUUUGGCAAAAAGCUAUCGACGAUCUUCUCCGUGAAUUGCACGAGAAGGCGGACAUAGUACAAGUAAUACAUUUACGAGACGACGUCAACAAUAAUCUUGAGAAGUUGAGAAAGAGAAUUCACGCCAUGCUUGAAAUCGUUGGGGAACCACGAGCUGCCGCAGUAUCGAGGCAGCUGUUCCGCGAUACGAAUUGCAUUUCGUGCUCCACUCCUGCUCACAUGAAUAUGGAGGAAACUAUAUUACCUGUUUUGCCUGGCUUUACAAAACCCUCUAAAAGGCCUCCAACUGUUGGUUCUGAGGACGAAUCGAAGCCAAAAGAAAGUGGGGAUUACAUCUGCUAUCCAGGGUUACCAAUACGACAUGCUAUCGAUGAAAGAGCUCACACUUGCCGUCGGUAUUGUGGAGGAUCUCAUACAACAGUUUCAAACGCGUUACCGCGAGCCCCAGCCGGCAUGAUUAUAUCCACAAUGCCACAAAGCACAGCUACAGCUUUGGGUUCCGAUGGAAAGGUUUACAAAGUUGAUGAUAUAGAAGUCAGGAAGCCGUGCACUCCUUGCAAUCAGCGAAAUAUGAAAAUACCCGAGCCGUCUGAAGCUGAUACAGCUCCGCGUGAGGAUUCUGACAUGAUGCCUUGGGAUUUUCAAGAUUUUCCACGUGUUGAAACGGCAGCUGAUGUCACUCCUCCGCCUCCUUCGGAUUUAAUAGAUUAG
This is a messenger RNA of Leptosia nina, 2913 nucleotides long. The record is from the annotation of a GenBank genome assembly. NCBI's taxonomy places the organism in Eukaryota, Metazoa, Arthropoda, Insecta, Lepidoptera, Pieridae.